Messenger RNA from Pisolithus orientalis, 282 nucleotides. RefSeq lists its product as uncharacterized. Lineage: Eukaryota; Fungi; Basidiomycota; Agaricomycetes; Boletales; Pisolithaceae. The annotation marks the transcript as partial. The transcript has a single exon. The record is from RefSeq and is a predicted model, not a curated record.
CACGUUGUUGAAUACGCCGACUGCGAAUAUGUUCACGGGUACAUCGUAUUCAACCGACACGACAAUUGCAAGGAAAUCUGGCGCCGUGUGCUCGACGUACCCAACGAAGAUCUCUGCACUCUAUCUCCACCAGACUCAGAUAUGCUUUCGGCGUGGACUGACGAAAUCCCCUGCUGGCAUGCUUCAACGCCCUGGGCACUUUUUCGCAUGCCAGAAAACACUCGAGCUUUCCGCCUCUCGCAUCUGACCUCACUGGCUUCAGGUGUGGAAAGCGCCUCAUAG